This is a messenger RNA of Trichoderma virens Gv29-8, 1407 nucleotides long. RefSeq lists its product as uncharacterized. The coding region runs from base 1 to 1407 and encodes 468 amino acids. Gene Ontology annotation, biological process: regulation of DNA-templated transcription. The record is from RefSeq and is a predicted model, not a curated record. NCBI's taxonomy places the organism in Eukaryota, Fungi, Ascomycota, Sordariomycetes, Hypocreales, Hypocreaceae. The transcript has a single exon. Gene Ontology annotation, molecular function: zinc ion binding; DNA-binding transcription factor activity, RNA polymerase II-specific.
AUGGCGACAAUUACACCCAAAACUCGAAAUACUCGAACAGCAUGCGAUCGGUGUUAUGAGCUAAAAGAGCGAUGCGCACGCUCGGCUAUUAGCCUUGCCUGCACAAGGUGCAAUCGGCUGCAACUUUCUUGCUCAAUAACUCGUCCCAUCCGUCCGGUUGGCCGAAGACCAAACAAUUGGAAUGCUUCAGUUGGUGCGGCUGCAUCCAAUCCAAUCAUAUCCAGCACAAACAAGCAACGUCAGGUAGACGUUGGUUUUUGGUUUCAUGACGGAAUCAAUAUCGACUUCAGAGAAAGAGAACAGCUCAGGUUCCUCUUAAAUGAACCCCAAAACUUCGGGUACCACCUUGUGAGCCGUAGUUUCGAACUUACGGAGCAUCGAUCACUAGUUGCUUUUCUUCCCGCCGCCAUGCCACUCCUCAAGGAUGCCUUCCUUUCCUAUGCAAGUGGACUACAAUUUGUUCAGACUGGUGUGGCAGUAGAUGUAGAUGUAAACGCAAGCCAUCGCUAUGCGUCAUCUGCCAUCGAAGUGCUGAGAUCGUUAAACGUUACAAACAUACAGGAGGCGAUCUUAUGCCUUACCCUCGGAAAAGUUCUAGUUCUAUCUGUGUACUCCCUGAUAGGGGUCGGCGCAGCCGAAAUAUGUCAAUACUGCCUGAACACCGCGAUGGUCUAUACAAAUGCAACGAUAUCCUGGGAUCAAGACGUAGUAUCACAACAUAGCUUUCUUAUGUUUAUGGAGACUAUAGAUUGCCUGGUUCACUGUCGGAAGCCAACGCAGAGAUUCCCACCACAACAAGCAGCAAUUAUGGACCGUUAUCUUGGUCUGUGCUUGUCCUUAUUACCUUAUUAUUAUGAUUUAUGCGUCAUCAACCAUUCAAUGGUAAACAAUACUGACACGUCAUACCUGGUUUACCUUUACAAGAAGCUUGAUGAAGUCCGGGUUGCCGUGGACGCAUGGCGACCACCACCCCUGGGAGACCUAAUGCAUCAUGUCGAAACGGUAGACAUGAUUAAUCUGCUCGCGCAAGCAAAAGUAUACCGACUAGCGGCGUUGCUAGUAAUCCAUCGUCUGCGAUACCCGUUUGGCCAACAAGAUGGUCAAGCGAAUGUCUGGGCAAACGAGAUUAUGAAGGAAUUUGAGCUUGCGGAUUGGGCUACAAAACAAGCCACUCGGUGUGUAACAAUGCCUUAUAUAGUCGCAGCAGUCGAAAUUCAGGACUUCAGCUUGCGAGUCAGGGCCCUGGAGAAUGUUACCAAGUAUGUCGACAAAUUUACCCCAACGGUUCAACGAUCAGCAAGGCAAUUUCUCUCGCGCAUCUGGCUAGAGCGAGACAACAACAUAACUUACUGUUGGUUUCAAUCAGUAACUAAACCUUGUCCAGUUCUACAAUCCCUCGAAUGUUAG